AUGAUCGACCGAAUCAAAACAGCCUGGGAAAAGGCAACCCGGUGGUGUUCACUGCUGAUGCUGGAUGUAUCAGGAGCCUACGAUAAUUUCUCUCACGACCGCCUGCUCCAUAACCUCAGAAAGCGACGACUGAGCCAAUUUGCCCCCUGGGUAAAAGCGUUCCUGUCUAAUCGGAGCACAAAAAUCCGUAUGCCCGAGGGCAUCUCCUAUCAAACUCCGACACCAACAGGCAUUCCGCAGUGGUCGCCAAUUUCGCCGAUUCUCUAUCUUGUCUACAACGCAGAUCUUAUUGAGAACUGCGGGGGCGGCAUAGCCGCAGAGCAAUGCUAG
Messenger RNA from Penicillium soppii, 330 nucleotides. Its product is annotated as reverse transcriptase. NCBI's taxonomy places the organism in Eukaryota, Fungi, Ascomycota, Eurotiomycetes, Eurotiales, Aspergillaceae. The record is from RefSeq and is a predicted model, not a curated record. The transcript has a single exon. The coding region runs from base 1 to 330 and encodes 109 amino acids.